CGUGGCCAGUCUUACCAUAUCUGAAGAGACGAAAACAAUCCGAAACAAGUUAUAAAAAAGUUAUGGGAUUUAAAGUGCAGUGUCUCUAUAAUGAAACGUUAUAAAUUUAUGUGCAGAGAUUGUGAAAUUGCGGGCUCCGUUGGAUGUUCAGCUGAAUACCUCUUUGGUAUUGAAAACGUCAAAAGAUAGUUCGGCCUUAAUCGCUGAAUCUUUUCCGAAUUCUCCGAGAUCGCUGGCCUCAAAAAAUGGUCUUGAAACCACUGUCACAACAAGCUUAGUCUGUGAAAUCGGAAAUUUGUUACCCCUAAGAAUAAACAAAUAUGAGGGUCAAUCUGGUGUGAUCAAUUCUGUCAAUUUUGAUGUGAGAUCAAGUGAUAUUACUUUUAAUCUCAGCACGUCGAUUUGAGGUAAUAAUCCAGAGUUAAUCGGAACGUUGUUGCCGCAAAAAUUACAGUCAAUAGUUCAACACAAAAUCAGUCCAUUGCGAUUCAUAAUUUUUGUGCCUGGAAAUCACCGUGGAUUGGACAAAUAUCUCUAAUAUGUCGUAUACUGAACUAGAGUACGGAUACCAGGAUCUGAAGAAUGCAACAAGACCGAUUUUCUACGUAGGAGAUACUAAGCCCGGGCAACACUGCCAUGGCCAAUCCUCAUCUUUGGUCUACCAUUCGUCGGUACGAGGUGAACUACCAAAGGGAUGUCUUGACGAAGAUAGCUGUAUGGGAAGUACAACUUCUUUGGAUGGGGAAGGAAAGCAAGUACUGGUGGGAGUCUGUGCGAUGGCCAAAAAGUCCCAGAGUAAACCAAUGAAAGAAAUUCUUACUCGCCUCGAAGAAUUCGAAUAUUUGAAAAUUAUCGUUUUCCCAGAAGAGGUCAUACUGAAGGAACCUGUCGAAGAAUGGCCCAUAGUUGAUUGUCUAAUAAGUUUUCACAGCAAGGGAUUCCCACUAGAUAAAGCCAUACAGUAUGCAAGCUUGCGCAAUCCAUUCAUUAUCAACAAUCUUCGGAUGCAAUACGAUAUCCAGGAUCGCCGAAGAGUUUAUUCCAUAUUAAAUGGAGAGGGCAUCGAGAUUCCAAGAUACGCUGUUCUAGACAGGGAUUCUGCUGACCCAAAACAUCAUGAGUUGGUUGAAUCUGAAGAUCAUGUGGAAGUGAAUGGAAUAACGUUUAAUAAGCCUUUUGUCGAGAAGCCAGUAUCAGCCGAAGAUCACAACAUAUAUAUAUAUUAUCCUACAUCCGCGGGUGGUGGAAGCCAGAGACUAUUUCGAAAGAUAGGCAGUCGAAGCAGCGUGUACUCCCCAGAAUCUAGAGUUCGUAAAACGGGCUCUUAUAUCUACGAAGAUUUCAUGCCUACUGAUGGCACAGAUGUUAAAGUAUACACAGUGGGACCCGACUAUGCUCAUGCCGAAGCAAGGAAGAGCCCCGCUCUUGAUGGUAAAGUUGAAAGAGACUCGGAGGGAAAGGAAAUACGGUAUCCUGUUAUUCUGAGCAAUGCUGAAAAACUGAUAAGCAGGAAGGUCUGCCUUGCGUUUAAACAAACUGUUUGUGGAUUCGAUUUGCUGAGUUAUGCCUGUUUCAGAGCUAACGGUCAAUCAUUUGUUUGCGACGUUAACGGAUUUAGUUUUGUCAAAAAUUCUAACAAAUACUACGACGAUUGUGCUAAGAUUUUGGGUAACAUGAUUCUCAGAGAAUUAGCUCCAACUUUACAUAUUCCUUGGAGUGUUCCCUUCCAAUUGGAUGAUCCACCAAUCGUACCCACUACAUUCGGUAAAAUGAUGGAGUUGAGAUGUGUGGUAGCUGUGAUCAGACAUGGUGAUAGAACUCCUAAGCAAAAAAUGAAGGUUGAAGUUCGCCAUCCUAAAUUUUUUGAGAUAUUUGCCAAGUACGACGGUUACAAACAUGGUCACGUUAAAUUGAAACGGCCUAAACAGUUGCAGGAAAUUUUGGAUACUGCACGUAGCCUACUGACAGAAAUUCAACAUCGAGCGGCGGGUCCGGAGUUGGAGGAGAAACAGGGAAAACUGGAACAAUUGAAAAGUGUGCUAGAAAUGUAUGGACACUUUUCAGGGAUUAAUCGUAAGGUCCAGAUGAAAUAUCAGCCUAAGGGUAGGCCCAGAGGGAGCUCCUCAGAUGACGGUAAAACUAAUAACAGGUUUGGGGAGCCCUCCUUAGUGCUGAUUCUAAAAUGGGGGGGAGAAUUAACGCCGGCUGGACGAAUUCAGGCUGAAGAACUUGGACGAAUUUUUCGAUGCAUGUACCCCGGAGGUCAAGGUAGACACCUUAGCGGAGAAUAUGCUGGUGCUCAAGGCCUGGGCUUGCUUCGCCUGCAUUCUACAUUUCGUCACGAUUUGAAAAUUUAUGCCAGUGACGAAGGCAGAGUCCAAAUGACUGCAGCGGCCUUUGCCAAAGGUCUGCUUGCCCUGGAAGGUGAACUCACUCCAAUUUUAGUACAAAUGGUUAAGAGCGCCAAUACCAAUGGCCUUUUAGAUAAUGACUGUGACAGCAGUAAAUAUCAAAAUAUGGUGAAGACACGAUUGCACGAGCUGCUCCAGCAGGACAGAGAAUUUACUCGGGAAGAUCGAGAACAGAUCAAUCCGGGUAACGCGCUGAGCAUAAACGCAGCAAUGAAUUUUGUGAAAAAUCCAGUCAGGUGUUGUCAGCAUGUCCACAUCCUUAUUCAAAAAUUGAUGGACAUUGUUAGAAUAAAAAAAGAUGAUCCGAAAACGAAAGAUGCAAUACUGUACCAUGGAGAAACGUGGGAAUUGAUGGGCCGGCGAUGGGGUAAAAUUGAAAAAGAUUUUUGCACGAAAAACAAGAGAUUCGACAUAUCGAAAAUUCCCGACAUCUACGACUGUAUUAAAUACGAUCUUCAACAUAAUAAUCAUACAUUACAAUUUGAUCAUGCCGAGGAGCUCUACAUAUACUCUAAAUAUCUAGCAGACAUUGUGAUACCCCAGGAGUAUGGGCUAACUGUUCAGGAAAAACUCACCAUCGGACAAGGAAUUUGCACGCCUUUGCUGAAAAAAAUAAGAGCCGAUCUCCAGAGAAAUAUUGAAGAGAGUGGGGAGGAAACCGUUAAUAGAUUGAAUCCUAGAUAUUCGCAUGGAGUUUCCAGCCCCGGACGACACGUGAGAACGAGGUUGUACUUCACCAGUGAAAGCCAUGUGCACUCGCUGCUGACUGUACUACGAUACGGAGGACUACUUGAUGUGAUCAAAGAUGAGCAGUGGCGUCGCGCAAUGGAGUACGUUAGCAUGGUUUCGGAGUUGAACUACAUGUCUCAAAUUGUGGUCAUGUUGUACGAGGACCCAACAAAGGACCCAAGUAGCGAAGAGCGUUUUCAUGUCGAGCUCCAUUUUAGUCCUGGCGUCAAUUGUUGUGUCCAAAAAAACCUACCACCUGGACCUGGGUUCAGGCCCCACUCGCGCAACGAGAGUAGCCAUAAUCUUGGGGAAGCAGGGUCAGGGGCAGAAGGCAGCUCGCAGUGCAGCACUAGGAUCGAAGAGGAGGAUGCUGAAAUAAGUAGUUUAGAGGAUAACGCCACUAGUCUCGCUUCGCAAUUGACCACGUCACCUAUAGAUGAAACUGAACCUGCCUUGCCGCUGGAUAAUGAGAGUCCUAAAGUCAGCAGAGCCAUAGACAUGAGGGAUUUGGAUCCAAUAAUGGAUGAACCCUUUGACAGCGGCUUCUUGCAGAGUUCGGCUCCAAUUCCAAUUAGUGCAAGAACAGUGGCAGGGCACGAAGCUGCGAGAUUAGGCAGUCAACUUGCAGCGAAUCAACGCCAACGGCGGGAAUUGGAGGCAGCUGGAAUAAAUGAGCAACGAGCCAGAAGCUACGACCAUCAAAGGCAGGAAAAACCAGUCAAAACUGCCGAAAAAGUACACUAUCAAAGCCUGGAUGCAGUCAAUAAGGAAGCUAAUCUGAAUCGCUUCCGAUCAACAAUAUUUAAAUCUCAAGAAACUGUUGUUUACCCCGGUGAAAACUUUGAAUUAACAAAGUUGCCAACAUCCUUGGGGCGGUCAUUUACAUUAGCCGAUCACCUCGGCCCGCCAGAAAUGCCUGUAACCAUAAUUUGCAAAUCAAAAUCAUCUUCAAAUCCGUUGGUGACUUUUCACAGGGUUCCUAUUGCCUUUCCUGAUGCUUGGUGUUCAGCUCAGCAUAAGACAAAUGCUACUCACACUAUUUCUAUGCCACAAUUGUCAACGCAAUUCGAAACGUUUCAUAGAUCAUACACAGAAGCCAGUUUAUCCAAUUUAAGAGUCCAUGCAAGGCGUUAUCGUCACAGCGUCUCUGGACAGAUGACCUACUUCAAGAUGCUAGGAUACAACGUUAGCAAGAAACUUACCGGAUCUACAAACAGUUUGUUCAGCACAGCUGUCAUUAGCGGAUCUUCCAGCGCCCCUGACCUAAAAGACAUGGUGCCGCAACAUGCAUCUGCUGUAGCAGCCAUAGAUGGGUUUGGAGGAGUUCCACCAAUCAGGCCAUUGGAAACACUGCACAACGCUUUGUCCCUCAGACAGUUGGAUUCGUUUUUGGAAAUGAUGACCAGCCUGUCUUUUUUUCGGACUCCGGCCUCUUCGCCACCUAAAUAUCCAUCUCCUGGUGGAUCUGUACAUGGAUCGUUUUUACAAAAUCUGAGCAUAGGGGGAAUCAUUCGUGAAUAUAAUUCAGCUGACAACGAGGCCAUUAGGAACCAACUUUCACCGACCAGUCCGAACAGUGCAGGCUGGAGUAGUGGAGCCCCAUCAUUUUUGUCAUCCGAGCCAUCGUCUCCUGCCCCAACAUCGGCGGGAGAAUGCAGCAUGUCGACCAGCCUAGGAAGUAACGAUGGAAUGCACCUGUUCAAUAUGGUCCAUCAAUUUCCUACAACCCCAGAUGUGAAUCUGGAACGCAACAACGUCCGUAUGGGGAUUGAUCACGGCUGCAGAGAAAGCCGUGGUAGUAUUUCGUUCACUGAUUACUACAGUAAUGAAGAUGGUCAAAUUCUCAGAGCUUGCAAAGAAGACAAUUCCAAAAUAAGCAAAAUAUCCGGAUGGGUUGAAGAUGCGAAGAUUGUCGAUAAUAUUGACGAAGACGAGGACCACACACUGACGCUGAGGCAGAGUGAGGAGCAAAAGAAACAGGAUAUCAAAUUUAUAUUCGAGCAACAGGAAAAUCCCAAUCCAGUUCCAUCGAGUUAUGGCUAUAAAAAAAUUGGCAGAUUCAGAGUGGAAAGCAUGGAAAUAUCGGACGACGACGUAAGGGUGAAAGAUUAUGUCGCCGCGAGUAAUAGCGGCUCUAAAAAUCUUGGGAAAUCAACUCCAACUAAGGAGCAGCAUGUCCAGGAUAGAAAAGUAUCAAUACCACCGCUUAGCAAAGACAGCGAUAACGAUCAAAUAAGAUCGGAUCGGCCGUCCACCAGUUACCGAGAUGAUUCCGGUAAGAGUAGUUAUUCAAAAUCCCAAGAUGCACGGCAAUUGCCCGUGAAUCCAGAGUCGCAUACGAAUUUCCCCGGCGAUUAUUCGGCAGAAAUUUCCGAUGCUCGUCACGAGGAUCCACAAGACCCUGAAAAUUUGUUAAUCGAGCCAAUGGAAACAACUUCUAAUGAUGAGCCAAAUCUCGAUCAGCCUCUAGAACCUUUACUCACGCUUGCAAGCAGUCUGAACGACAGAGCAAAUGUUAAAAUUGGUUUUGAUGUUCGAAAUGAAAAAAUGGGGUAAAGUAUAAAAAAAAAAAAGUUCAAAAUAAUGAUAUUUAUUGUUCGUGUCCACGCAAACAACUUGGCUCAGGUAAUUUUGUUGGUAUUAUUCAUCUUUUACUGCUAUUCUUACUAUUCACUACACACGCAUUGGUAGAAAAAUCCGAAGUUAGUUCUAGGUGAGCCAGCACUAAUAAUAUACCCUUUCGUUAACUAACCUCUGGCUGUGCCCAAGGCUAAAUUUGCCUGAGUUGUGUAGAAAAAGAAUAAAAGUUCUUCUAUGGGCAUGAAAAAAGAAAAUUUUAUUGCUUGGGCACGGGUAUGAGAUUAAUUGAUAACCGAUGAUAGUGAAUCGUAAAUCACAAUAAAGGAAAGAUGCACAUUGAA
Molecule: messenger RNA, 6061 nt
Organism: Athalia rosae (coleseed sawfly)
Lineage: Eukaryota; Metazoa; Arthropoda; Insecta; Hymenoptera; Athaliidae
Product: inositol hexakisphosphate and diphosphoinositol-pentakisphosphate kinase 2
Exons: 30
Coding region: 540-5696 (1718 amino acids)
Biological process (GO): inositol phosphate biosynthetic process; inositol metabolic process
Cellular component (GO): cytosol
Molecular function (GO): 5-diphosphoinositol pentakisphosphate 1-kinase activity; diphosphoinositol pentakisphosphate kinase activity; inositol hexakisphosphate kinase activity
Source: RefSeq, a predicted model, not a curated record